Molecule: messenger RNA, 2023 nt
Organism: Emericellopsis atlantica
Lineage: Eukaryota; Fungi; Ascomycota; Sordariomycetes; Hypocreales; Bionectriaceae
Exons: 2
Coding region: 206-1735 (509 amino acids)
Biological process (GO): glutathione biosynthetic process
Cellular component (GO): cytosol
Molecular function (GO): glutathione binding; ATP binding; glutathione synthase activity
Source: RefSeq, a predicted model, not a curated record
GGGCACAUGAUGGCGGCUUACACCAUCGCGGCAUUAUUAAGCGAAGGUGGACUUUCUUCCUCCACCUGCUUGCACGGGCUACCAACUCCGCUAGCUCAAGAAGCAUCCAUCAAUUCUCAUCAUCGCGGCACUUCUCGCUGUCUCUUCCUUGCUUAUCCUACUCCCCUCCAAAUACCUCGACACAUUGGCCUCGCCAGCAGCAGGAAUGUCUUCCCUCACCAGCGGGGUGUACCCCCCACCUCUCUCCAGCCCAGAGCAAACCCACCUCAUCACGACAAUCAAAGACUGGACCAUUGCGAAUGGCCUGACCAUUCGUCCGCCACCAAACCCCAAAGCAGACCCGAAUGCUGUCACCGCUGUCAGCGCGCCGGUCACCCUGUUCCCCAGCCCUUUUCCUCGGGUAUGCUUCGAGCAGGGACGGGUCGUGCAGCAAAGCUACAACGAGCUGUAUGCCGCUGUGAGCCGAGAUGAGAAGUUCAUUGAGGACAUGGUGAAUGAAGUCAAGGAUGGAGAUGAUUUCAUUGGCCAGCUAUGGAACAUUCACCUCAAAGUGAAGGAGGAGGGCUACACGCAGCCACUGUCGCUGGGUCUCUUCAGGUCCGACUACAUGGUUCACCAAGAUUGCACGUCAGAACCCCCGACACUACAAGCAAAGCAAGUCGAGUUCAACACCAUAGCCUCCUCUUUUGGAGGUCUGUCGCAGCAGACAUCGGGGUUGCACAAGUUUCUGGCCAACACAGAGUACCCCCUCCUCGAGAAGAACAUCUCCAGCAUCCUACUAGACCUCCCCGAGAACAAGACAACACAAGGACUUGCAGCAGGCAUCCAAGCCGCUUACACAGCGUACGGCGACUCGGAACUAGGCCACCCCCGAUGUGUUGUCUUCCUGACCCAGGAUGGCGAGCGCAACGUGUUUGACCAACGACAUUUGGAGUACCAGGUCCUCCAGGCGAAGCCCGCCAUUCCCGUCUUCAGGCUACCCUUUUCGGAAGUGCUCCAGCACACCAGCAUAGCCGACACACCGAAACGCCAGCUCCUCUAUAAGCUCCCUCGCAACCCAGACAAGGUCUACGAGGUAGCCGUCAUCUACCUUCGUGCCGGCUACGGCCCCGGUGACUACCCCGACUCCAAGGGCUGGGAGGCAAGGCUGCAUCUCGAGCGGUCCCAUGCAAUCCGAUGCCCGACAGUGUUGACGCAGCUAGCUGGCACGAAGAAGGUGCAGCAGGUCCUGGCGACGCCCGACCUGUCCGUCCUCGCAAAAUACAUCAACAACAAGACGCCCGCAGCGCAGGAACUGUGGAAGACGUUCACCAACAUCUACCCCAUGGAUACCUCGCCCUCGGGUCUCGAAGCCAGGAAGAAGGCCCUGGACCCCCAGGAGGCGGAGAAAUAUGUGCUCAAGCCCCAGCGUGAAGGCGGCGGCAAUAAUAUCUACCGCGGGUCCAUACCGUCCUUCCUCAAGACAGUGCCCGAGGAACACUGGGGUUCCUACAUUCUCAUGGAGCUCAUCACACCUCCGCCCGUCACGAACACCAUCCUCCGCAAUGGGGCGCUCGAAGCAGGCGGUGUGAUCUGCGAGCUGGGCGUCUAUGGCACAUGUCUCUGGGACCAGAACAGCGGCAAGGCGAAGCACAAUGAGCAGGCAGGAUACCUGCUCAGGACAAAGGGCGACAAGAGCGAGGAGGGCGGUGUCGCAGCUGGAUACGGCUGCAUGGAUAGCGUAGCGCUUGUCUAGAGAUGAAGUAUGAAGAAAAGAAGCAGAAGAUAAUCAUGCUCAGAAAAAAAGAAGAAUGCUGGGCUGGCAAGCUGAUGAAAUGGUGUAAAGUCUCAAUUAUGGUAUCAAUGCCCCGCUUCCUCCACGCAGUAAUAGUACAGCAAUCCUACCAACAAAGAGAAAGAUGUCUUCCAGAGAUAGCGGAGAUGUGGUCAUUACAAAUGUCCUAUCAUUGUAUGUAUGCCCAUUACUGGGAUUCCUCAGGGACCUGGUGAGGGCGCUUGAGCACAUCAAUAGAGCCUAUUCAUC